AUGAACAAACAAACUUCACUCAUGUUUUGCUUUACGCUGAUCUUCAUUUUUGCCUUCUCUUCAUCGGUUAAUGCCAUGCCAAAGGGAAUCGAAAAAAGACAAUGCACUCAAGUCACCCGCUCUUGUAUAAUGCAAAGCCAACAAAUUCCUAAUGCCAGAGUUGAUUUUCAACAACAACCUGAUUGUAGUGUGUUUGUCCAAGGAUCUCUCGAAUUUAUUCCAUCCGUAGUUCAGAAAUCUUCUGCCUUUGGUGACUACGAUCUCCACGUUGUCGUAAACACUAAUAAUGUAGACAAAUCCGCGACCAAAUACGAUCUGGAAGAUAUUAUCAUUCCAAAUGACGGUGGACAAGAUCUUGUUAAUUCGCCUUUUGCAAACGUUUUUGAUGGAAGUGUGUUUCCCUCGGAUUUUUUUACUGGCCCAACUCAAUACUUUUGUGAAGUUGCAUAUGACCCAAAUGGUGAUGAAUUUCUUGCAUCUGCCCCGAUUUUACCUGCACCCUAG
This is a messenger RNA of Ambispora leptoticha, 504 nucleotides long. NCBI's taxonomy places the organism in Eukaryota, Fungi, Glomeromycota, Glomeromycetes, Archaeosporales, Ambisporaceae. The record is from the annotation of a GenBank genome assembly.